AUGUCGUUCGGCUUCGUGAACCAGCGCGCUGCUCCGGGUGCUGGCGUAGGUGUCGGAGCUGCUGUGAUGCGUGGUCCCAUGGUCUCAAAGUUGAUCGACCAACUCGUUCUCGGCACGGAGUGGGGCGACCUCGACUACCUGGUCGUGGAUAUGCCUCCAGGAACGGGUGACAUUCAGAUGUCUCUAUCGCAGCAAAUGGCUAUCUCGGCUGCGGUCGUCGUAACAACCCCGCAGAAGCUCAGUUUUGUAGACGUAGAGAAAGGAAUCGCGAUGUUUGAAGACUUGAAGGUGAGAACAGCGGCUGUCGUGGAGAACAUGUCUUACUUCGACUGCUCCCAUGGACAUCGCCACUACCCAUUUGGCCCGGGACACACGCAGGAGCUGGUGGACAAGUACAACAUGAAGAACGUGUUCAAGCUUCCAAUCUCGGAGCAGUUUAGCUCAUCUGGCGAUUCUGGACGUCCUUUCGUUUUAUCGGGGCUAUCUCCGGAGCAAGAGAAGACUUACGACUCACUGGCGACCACAGUUGCAAAGGAGCUGGUGGUUCUGAAACACAAUGUGCGCCUGGCACCCGAGCUGCUCUACGAUAGCAACCGGGGCAUUGUCCUCCGUCUCUACAGCUUGAACGCGGCGAAAGAGGCGGUCCUCCACCCAGCUGAUCUCCGUGCAAAGUGCCGCUGCGCUCAAUGCAUUGACGAGUUCACCGGAGAACAGAUUUUGGACCCAGCUACGAUCCCGGACGACAUUCGCCCCACGGCUGUCGAACGGAAGGGCAACUAUGCGUUCGCUGUCACAUGGAGCGACGGCCACUCGUCGUCCCUCUACACGUACGAUGCGCUCACGGCGAUCAUCACGGAGUACACGUCCAACCCAGAUGAGCAGCACCAGCAGCAGCAGUAG
This is a messenger RNA of Phytophthora sojae, 900 nucleotides long. RefSeq lists its product as hypothetical. NCBI's taxonomy places the organism in Eukaryota, Oomycota, Peronosporomycetes, Peronosporales, Peronosporaceae. Gene Ontology annotation, molecular function: ATP binding; 4 iron, 4 sulfur cluster binding. The transcript has 10 exons. The record is from RefSeq and is a predicted model, not a curated record. Gene Ontology annotation, biological process: iron-sulfur cluster assembly. Bases 1 to 900 code for a protein of 299 amino acids.